Pelobates cultripes (western spadefoot toad) is the source of this 273-nucleotide messenger RNA. Lineage: Eukaryota; Metazoa; Chordata; Amphibia; Anura; Pelobatidae. The record is from the annotation of a GenBank genome assembly.
AUGGCGCUAUUUAUAGAGGAACGAAUUGAUAUUGUUCUUCAUGCUGGGGGACGAAGUCAUAGGGAAAUUGGACUUCAACCAUCGUCACCCAGGAAGCCUACCUAUCACAGUGCAGUAACAAAACUUAGCAAGAAAUUCCAGGAAACUGGAAGUGUUCAUGACAAAAGAAGAAGUGGACGCCCAAAGACCGCAACAGAUGAAGAAUCCUCCACCAAGAUAUUGGCUGCAUAUGCCAAAAGCCCAUAUAAAAGCUCUCGUCAGUUAUCAUACUAG